This is a messenger RNA of Blepharisma stoltei, 249 nucleotides long. NCBI's taxonomy places the organism in Eukaryota, Ciliophora, Heterotrichea, Heterotrichida, Blepharismidae. The record is from the annotation of a GenBank genome assembly.
AUGGAUAAAAUAUUGAAUUUUCUGGCAUCAGAUAUUAAAGUUUUUUUUAGCCAUUCAAGAUUUAUAUUCUUCAUUUGAAAUAUAUAUUGCUCAAAUGAUAGGAAUCAACUCAAUCAGGUUUGGGUUAAAGAAACAAAACCUCAUUUUGGUUUAGUAAUACUUCUUAGCAAUAUCCCAUUUCUUCUUGAAAGGUCUCCUGAAUUUUUGAGGAGCUGAAUUUGCAAAAAUGUAAUACAAUGUUGCUCCUAA